ACUUCCAAGGAUUGUGUCUUCAACUUUGGUGCCACUACAAAUACAAGGCCCAAUUUUAGUUAAGAUGGAAGGGCCCUGUCCUUAUAAAUUUGUCGGGUCAUAACUCACACACGCGACAACACACGUCACAGUCUGAACGCUCCUCCACACGCCUUCUCCAUCAACUCCAGGUUGAUAUCUGGUCAGAGGGCAAUGGAGAAAAGAGAUGAGGAUCUGAAGAAGGCUCAGAUGCUGGACGCUCGAGCCAGAAACAUCAGCCACAACGUUCGCUGCACUGAGUGUGGGAGUCAGUCCAUCGAAGACUCACAGGCAGAUAUUGCUAUUCUCCUCAGACAGCUGAUCCGCGAUGAAAUAGGAGCUGGCAAAACAGACAAAGAGAUCUACAGUAAGCUCGAGGAUGAGUUUGGGGAGACUGUGCUUUAUGCUCCAAAAUUUGAUAUGCAGACAGCGGCAUUGUGGUUAACUCCGGUUCUGAUUGCUGGAGGUACUGCUGCAGGGCUGGUUUAUAGUAAGCACAGGCAAAGGACAAACGUACACAUCAUGGCGCUGGACCUUAUUAGAGGUGUUUCAUUGACUCCAAAAGAGAGAGUUACCAUUCUCGAUCUUCUUAUUCCACCUCCCCCUCCUCCCCAAGGAGUGGUUUCCCGGUUGAGGAGAUGGCUUAACCUCCGUUAGUUUCUUGAGUAAGAUAUUGUUGUCUUAGCCAAAUAAAACAAUGCACACUGACUGUCUAGAAGAAUCAGAUAAGAACUGAUUUUUGCAUCUUUUACAAGCAAUGUGGUCUUGCACUGAAUAUUCCCUGUAUUUGUAUUUCUUGCAUUGGAGGUUAUGAAUAAAACAAACCUUGGCUC
Raphanus sativus (radish) is the source of this 851-nucleotide messenger RNA. Its product is annotated as cytochrome c-type biogenesis CcmH-like mitochondrial protein. The record is from RefSeq and is a predicted model, not a curated record. The coding region runs from base 193 to 675 and encodes 160 amino acids. NCBI's taxonomy places the organism in Eukaryota, Viridiplantae, Streptophyta, Magnoliopsida, Brassicales, Brassicaceae. The transcript has 4 exons.